GUGUGUGUGUGUGUGUGUGUGUGUUUGGGCAGGGCUGCAGUGAUGCUCGGCUGGUGUGCAUGAUUCUCUUAUAGACGGGCUUUAGACGGAAAAUUAGUGACUUUGUUGAAUAUAUGAUUUCGUUCAUUGAUUUAUUUGCGGAGACAGCAGAUAUUUUCCCCGAGACAGACAUUAUGCGCUCGGUAACCGGGAGCUGAUGCUCGUAUCAUCUGACAGCUGAUUUAACGGCGAAGAACCUGCGAGAAUUGAAAUUAAUUGAUCGUAAAGAAGGAAUCAAGAUGUCGAUGAAAUCAAAGAACGGCGAGACGGUGAAGGUGGUGGUUCGGUGUCGCCCGAUGAACCGUAAAGAAGAAUCGACGGGUUAUGACAGUAUCGUGGAGAUGGAUGUGAAAUUGGGCCAGGUGGCCCUGCGGAACCCCAAGGCGGGUCCGGGAGAAUUGAUCAAGACCUUCACGUUUGACGCGGUUUACGAUGCUUGCUCCAAACAGAGCGAUUUGUACGACGAAACAGUCCGACCGCUCAUCGACUCGGUUCUGCGCGGGUUUAACGGCACGAUCUUCGCGUACGGACAGACGGGCACCGGGAAGACGUACACUAUGCAGGGCCAGUGGCUGGACGCGGAGCGCCGCGGCAUCAUCCCAAACUCGUUCGAGCACAUCUUCACCCACAUCUCGCGCUCUCAGAACCAGCAGUACCUCGUGCGGGCCUCGUAUUUGGAGAUCUACCAGGAGGAGAUCAGGGACCUGCUCACCAAAGACCACAGCAAGAAGCUGGAGCUCAAGGAGAGCGCAGACUCAGGGGUCUACAUCAAAGAUCUGUCCUCCUAUGUCACCAAGAACGUCAAGGAGAUCGAGCAUGUGAUGAACGUGGGGAACCAGGCCAGAUCGGUGGGCUUCACCAACAUGAACGAGCACAGUUCUCGAUCACAUGCCAUCUUUAUUAUCACGGUGGAGUGCAGCCAGCUCGGUCCAGAUGGCCAGAACCACAUCCGAGUGGGCAAGCUCAACCUAGUGGACCUGGCCGGCAGCGAGAGGCAAACCAAGACAGGUGUCCAAGGUGAACGUCUCAAGGAGGCCACCAAGAUUAACCUAUCCUUGUCGGCCCUCGGAAAUGUCAUUUCCGCCCUGGUGGAUGGACGAAGUUCUCACGUACCUUACCGUGAUUCCAAACUCACACGAUUGCUUCAGGAUUCUUUGGGAGGGAAUGCCAAAACCAUCAUGGUGGCCACGUUGGGACCGGCCUCGUACAAUUACGAGGAGACUCUGACCACCCUGCGCUACGCCAACCGUGCCAAGAACAUCAAGAACAAGCCACGCGUCAACGAAGACCCAAAAGACGCCCUUCUGAGGGAGUUCCAGGAGGAGAUCGCACGGCUCAAAGCGCAGCUGGAUAAACGGGGCAUGAUUACCAGGAGGAAGAGAAGAAGCAGGAGACUGGGGAAGAUUGGAGAAGGAGGUGAGGAAGAGGUAGAGGAGGGUGAGGAGGAGGAGGAGGAGGAUGAAGAAGAGGAGGAAAGCGUGGAGAAGGAGGCGCAGGAGUACAUAAAGGAGCAGCAGGAGAAGCUGGAGAGGGAGAAGGAGGCGAUCAGAGAUGACCAUUCUCUGGUGGCAGAGGAGAAACUGAGACUCCUGGAGGAGAAAGAGAGGAUGAUGAGGCAUCUGAAGAAAGAGCAGGAGGCCACCGAUCUCCUCACAGCCAAGUUUAAGGCAAUGGAAAGCAAGCUGCUGGUUGGUGGGAAAAACAUCAUUGAUCACACUAAUGAACAACAGAAGAUGCUUGAACUGAAAAGACAUGAGAUCGCUGAACAGACACGCAGAGAAAGAGAGAUGCAGCAACAGAUGUUGGUCCAGGAUGAUGAAACAGUAGAACUCAGAGAAACGUUCUCCUCUCUGCAACAGGAAGUGGAGGCGAAGACCAAGAAACUCAAAAAGUUGUAUGCAAAGCUGCAGUCUCUGAAGGCUGAUAUUCAGGACGUGAAUGAUGAACAUGUCAGAAGUCGACAGGAACUGGAGCAAACUCAGAACGAACUGACCAGAGAACUCAAAUUUAAAUAUCUGAUAAUAGAGAACUUUAUCCCUCCUGAAGAAAAGAAUAAAAUCAUGAACAGACUUCAGUUUGACGCCGAGGAGGAUCAGUGGAAGUUUCAGCCUCUCGUCCCAGCAGAGAAUAAAUUCACGCAGAUGAAGAGAAGACCCGCCUCUGCUGUGGGAUACAAGCGACCGAUCAGCCAGCAUGCCAGGGUUGCCAUAGCAAUGGGAGCUUAUUCCAGAUACAGGGCUGAGAAUAUAAUGGUUCUUGAACUGGACAUGACUCCCCCUGUCGUGUUUCAACUGGACUCCCCAAAGUCCAGUUUAGAGACGGAACUAUCGCCAGACGUUCUGUUGGACAAUGAAACCUACAGAGAGAAAUCAGCAGCUGGAUGCGUCAAAAAAUCUCACUCAUGGUGCCAGUUUUCACAAGCCAUCUCCUCCUCAAGCUCCUCCCUCUCUCUAGCAUCCUCAGGGUCUCACAGCCUGCCACACCCACAAACCAUUGCCAUGGCAACAGCCCAUGAAUGAAGUACCAGAAGUACCACAAUACCACCCCUGCAAGGGAUAAACAACAAGUCACAAAACCCCAAAUAUACUGAGGAAGAGGACAGUGAGACAAACUGUUUCAUCACCAUUAACCAGUAACUCCUCUACAGAAUAAUUGGAGCAAUCUUACCAAUAACCAAGUCUUCAGGUGAACUCUUAAAAACCUGCUCCUGUCAAUUUAAACCAGGACAAACUGUGAACGCAAGAGGAAACACGCUUUCACUCUCCAGGAGGACUAAACAUGGACCCAUUCCAACUCAUCAGGACCAAUCAAACGAUCACUACUAAAAAAAAAUAUUCACUCUUGCUUUCUGCUCUAUUAAUACUCAGGACGAUAUUGACCUGAACAGACUUCGAAAACUGCCAUCAGAAGACUCAACAGCACUGACUAAUGUCACCUCAUUUGAGAACUGAGGCUAUUUAAAGGUGAAGUGUGUUCCCGACAGAAUUGCAAAAAUAGUGAACGGUUUUAAACCAAAACGUUUUGUUUGUCCCACCCUAAACUCAUGCCAUUGGCUGAGCUGUGGUCGGAAUGCUAUUGGCUAUUAUUGCAGGCUUCGACAUUUAAUUAUGUGUACGAUAUGAUUUAUAGAUAUCACCAAUUCAGUUUUCACCAUAAAGAAAUGUCAAUUCCUGACAUCAGGAAUGGAAAUACUACUAGAGAAAGGGCUCAUUUUUGAAAUCAGUAAUUACAUUUGCACUAGUAAAAACACUUAACUUGAUAUCAAAAAUGGAAUUUCAACUAGUAAAACAUUAUUGUUGAUAUCUGUAACUGCAUUUUCAGUAUUUCACAAUUAUCUCAAAACAAGUGUGCCGCACAAGCCCUCAAAAGUGAAGCCAAAACAUCUCGAUCGCCCCCCGGUGACUGGUCCUAGUAUAGGUCAUAAACCCCGCCUCCCCAUGUUAUUCAACGGGACGUGAGACCAACUAAACAAUUAAAUUACACUUCACAUAUCUUUUUUCCAAAGAUAGUUUCUGUCAUUUACUGUCGUUUCUAUCACGUUGAUGUCAUUUCAAGUAUUUGUUUUCAAAAUAAGUUUGUUUUUAGUUAUUUGAUGCUAUAAAAACGGUGCUGUGACAUCAUGAUUGACAGCUGUGAUUGACAGGUUCUCUGAGCGAAGUAGUCACUGAAGCACCAACUGACUUUUUUUCGGGAUCUUCGGAGGACUGAAGAGAUUGGAGCUUUAAAUUUAAUAUCUAAAUUUCUAUAAUUCAUUAUUUCACACCGUCAAAAUUCAAAAGUGCAGGGGCGUGUGCUUGCGAUUGAUUCAGCGAGAGUGAGGGCGGGGCCUUGAUUUCGUGGCUUUACUUCCUGCUCACUACUGCGCAGGUCUGGUCCCGAAAUCGCAACUGCGCAGACUCAAGUCCCAAGAUUUCAGCGCCAUAUCGGGACACUGACGGCUUCAGUUCUCACCAAUGGAAAAGAGCGACUCAAAACAAUUACAGACAUCUAAGUAAAAUUUAUUUAUAUAGCACUUUUCACAGAUAAACAUCACAAAGUGCUUCACAGUAAAAUGUAAUACAAAAACAAUUUAAAUACAUUCCCCAAAAUACAAACAACAAACACUACAAACAACCAUAAAAAAACCCUCGACUAACCAAAAGCCUGCUUGAAGAGCAAAGUCUUCAGUUGUUUUUUAAAAGAAUCAACUGAGUUUGCGCAACGUAAAACAAGAGGCAAAGCAUUCCACAGCCUGGGAGCGACUGCCUGGAAUGACUGGUCCCUCUAGUUUUAAAAUGGGUACGGGGAACAACUAAUAGCAUCUGAUCUAAAGACCUGAGACUCCGGGUAGGAGUGUGUGGCUGUAUCAGGUCAGUGAUGUAGGUAGGGACUUGGCCAUGCAAGGCUCUAAAAGUAAGAACUAGAAUUUUAAAAUGAAUUCUAUACUGGACUGGUAACCAGUGAAGUGAAGCUAAAACAGGUGUGAUGUGUUCUCUUCUCUUAACGCGGGUUAAAAGCCGAUUAUAUAUGAAUCUAUAAUUCAUUUCUUACUAGUUGCAAUAACAAACACACAUUUAAACUAUGUACUUCAUACAAGUAAACGUUUAAAAAUGUAUAUCAAUAGUUACAUUGUUACUAGUACAGAUAUCCAGUCUUGAUAUCAACAAUUGAGUUACAACAAGUGAAAAUGUGAAACAUGUUUGAUUUGGUAUUUCAGAUAUCAAUAAACUGGAGAGAAAUUAAAUGGCUUUCUUACAAGUUACAAUUACAUUACAGAUAUCUGAUAUUAACAUUGCCACUAGUGAAAACCACAUUUCAGAUAUCCAAAAAUGAUAUUUUUACUAGUUGCAAUCCAAUUGUUGGUAUUAGGAAUGGCCAUUUGCUUUAGUAACCAUGUAAUUAUUGAAACCAAAAAUGAUCAUUUUUACUAGUGUUAAGAGCAUUUCAUUUGCGUUUUGAACUUUGUAUGUUUUGUAUGACAUGUUUGUAAAAUUCAACUAGUGAAAAUACGUCAUAAUUUUUUUUAUCAAGAAUGAACAUUUUUACUAGUGCAAAUGUAAUUACUGACAUAAAAAGAGCACUUUCACUAGUGAUUAAAAGUAUUUGCAUUUUAACUAGUGAAAAUGUAAUUGUUGAUAUCUAUUAUUCAUAUUCUGUAUGUGAUGGGGGGUUAACCUACAAAUGGAUUACUUACAGUUAAGCUACACAUUAAGUUAAAUAUGAAACAAGAAUGUAUUUUAAUGAAAUCGAAAAUAUUACACACUUCACCGUCCAGCAGUUACGUUUAUUUCAAUGAAUUUAGCUGCUUCCAAAACCGUUGGUCAACCUCAGUGUUUACGUACCGACCAGCAAAGAUCUGAACUAGUGUUAAAGGCACACCGAUGGCAAACACACACAUCUGAUUAUGUAAGCUAAAUGGAUGGGGCUUUGUGAUUGGUCAUGCUGAGCUUUCACUUCCUGUGACUGGAAAGAAAAGAGCUGAGAAAGAGAGUCUCUCACUCUCUCUCUAUCUGCAUGUCUUAAUGUAUGUGUGUGUCUUUGUGAUUCUAAACAGGGUUCUGGAAUAGAGGCGGCUGAUUGUCUGGAGGAAGGAUCUAGAAGUCUAGACCUAGUGUGUGUACCAUGUGACCUGGGCUUUGCUUGUACCUUUAAACAACUGCACUAACUUAAAGCAAUGCAUUUGAUGCCAUACAUCUGUAAGACUACAGAUGAAAACACAUUUAAACUCUCAUACACACACACACAUGCCUUGCUUACUUGACUUCUAACACAGCCAUGAUGAUCCCCAGCCAGACGCCCCUCUCCUGUAAUUAUGAACAUAUUGGAGUUUUGUUAUAUUAAGAUGAUCUGUGUGUUUAUGUGUGUAUGAAUUGUGUGUUAUUGGCUAAUAGAGGUGCUCUCAAUGGUUGGAAUUAAAGCAGUUGUUCUCUGGCAAGUUUCUCUCUCCUGUUUCCUGAGGAAAAAUAAGGCAGAAAUGUAAAGCUUAUAAUAAUAUAAAACCUCUUGCUUUAAUUAUUCUGUUAAAACUUGUGUACUUUUUGAUCUGUUACGUUUUUGAAAUUGUCUUUUUUACAGGAUAACUGGGUUUACAGUGUUUUGU
Messenger RNA from Xyrauchen texanus (razorback sucker), 6118 nucleotides. Its product is annotated as kinesin-like protein KIF3C. The transcript is spliced from 8 exons. Gene Ontology annotation, biological process: microtubule-based movement. NCBI's taxonomy places the organism in Eukaryota, Metazoa, Chordata, Actinopteri, Cypriniformes, Catostomidae. The record is from RefSeq and is a predicted model, not a curated record. The coding region runs from base 279 to 2558 and encodes 759 amino acids. Gene Ontology annotation, molecular function: microtubule binding; ATP binding; microtubule motor activity.